Messenger RNA from Gadus macrocephalus (Pacific cod), 1971 nucleotides. RefSeq names its product EYA transcriptional coactivator and phosphatase 4 (gene eya4). Gene Ontology annotation, biological process: cell differentiation; positive regulation of DNA repair; negative regulation of extrinsic apoptotic signaling pathway in absence of ligand. The record is from RefSeq and is a predicted model, not a curated record. Lineage: Eukaryota; Metazoa; Chordata; Actinopteri; Gadiformes; Gadidae. Gene Ontology annotation, molecular function: protein tyrosine phosphatase activity. Gene Ontology annotation, cellular component: nucleus.
AUGGCUGUCUCUAAUCGACAUACUGUAUGCGUUGCCUUACAGGAUUACCCCUCAUACACAUUUGGCCAAAACCAGUACGCCCAGUAUUACCCGGCAUCCUCGUACGGAACCUACAUGACCUCCAACAGCGUGGACGGCUCGGGGACCACGGCGGCCUAUCAGCUGCAAGAUCCCGCCCCCGCCAUGACAGGACAGGCUGCCGAGCUCCACCCAGGGGAAUUCGAGCCGGUGCAGAGCCCCUCCACCCCCAUCAAGGAGCUGGACGAGCGCGCCUGUCGGAGCGGGGGCUCCAAGUCCCGGGGCCGCGGUCGCAAGAACAACCCCCCCCCGCCCGACAGCGACCUGGAGCGAGUGUUUGUGUGGGACCUGGACGAGACCAUCAUCGUCUUCCACUCCCUGCUCACGGGGUCCUACGCACAGAAGUACGGCAAGGACCCACCGAUGGCCGUAACGCUCGGUCUGAGAAUGGAGGAGAUGAUCUUCAACUUGGCAGACACACACUUAUUUUUCAACGAUCUCGAGGAAUGUGAUCAGGUACAUAUUGAUGAUGUAUCAUCAGACGACAAUGGCCAGGAUUUGAGUACUUACAGUUUUGCAACUGAUGGCUUCCAUGCAGCUGCGACCAGCGCCAACCUGUGCCUUGCUACUGGGGUCCGCGGCGGGGUGGACUGGAUGAGGAAGCUGGCCUUCCGCUACCGACGGGUCAAAGAGUUGUAUAGCACGUACAAAAACAAUGUAGGGGGGCUGCUGGGCCCGGCUAAGAGAGACGCCUGGCUGCAGCUCAGGGCCGAGGUGGAGGCUCUGACCGACUCCUGGCUCACCCACGCACUCAAGUCCUUGUCCAUCAUCAGCUCCAGGAGUAACUGUGUGAAUGUGUUGGUGACGACCACCCAGCUCAUACCGGCGCUGGCUAAGGUUCUCCUGUACAGUCUGGGCUCGGCUUUCCCCAUCGAGAACAUUUACAGCGCAACCAAAAUAGGAAAAGAGAGCUGUUUUGAGCGUAUAGUGUCCCGCUUUGGCACUAACGUUACAUAUGUUGUGGUUGGCGAUGGGAGAGAUGAAGAGCAUGCGGCCAGCCAGCAUAACAUGCCUUUCUGGAGGAUAUCUAGUCACUCGGACCUGCUGGCUUUGCAUCAAGCACUGGAAUUUGAGUAUCUGUAACAGAUACCAAAAGCAAUACGGACAUAUUCAAUGUCGUCAGAGGUGGUCGCCGACAGACCUCAAAGAGCCUCGUUCUGUAUACAUAUUUAAGAAAAAAAGACAACACACCAUACACUGCGACUUUUUUUGUGAUUUCCUUUUUUUUUUUUUAUGUUUGUAUUUACAUACUCUGGUCUUAAGAAGAGAGGUGAAGGAAAAAAAAAAACUUAAGGACAGUGGGGUCAAGACAGGACUGGACCCCGCCCCCCCCCCCCACACACCCCUCGUCCUGAUGAUGCUGAGGACUGACAGUUGUGAAGUAGCAACACCGCUCAAGCAAGAAGGAUCUUCCCAGCGCCCAACUUCGAUACUCGUCAGUACUCUCGAUGCUCGUCGUCCGAUUUCGUUUACCCGUGGGCCUCUUGAUUGAGUUCUGCAGAACCCAGGCCUGAGCGGCCAAACCCAUGAAAGUGUGUCCAUUCAUGAGGAACUCCCAUUUAGGAGCUGAGCAGAGGGUUGGUUUGAGUCAUGCCGGGUUGGGACAAACAGCUGCAUGUGAAAACGAGCUAUUAUAUACUGCAAUUAACUUUCUGUUUGGUCAUUCGAAUUACAAUGAAGUCCGUAGCAGAAACUUGUAAAUUAUCAGUAACCUUCUGUGGGCAGCAGUUCUUGUCAAUGAAAGGAAAAUGUUUCUUUUAGGGGAUCUGGAUUUUUUGUAUGUUUUUUUUUGAAAAGGAGAAUGUGAUGUGUUGUGCCUUAUAAACGUGUUUGAGUGAAUAUUUCCUUUUUUCCCAGACCUAAUAUGUAGAUAUAAAAAUACCCCAAACAAAA